Lynx canadensis (Canada lynx) is the source of this 2961-nucleotide messenger RNA. It is a transcript of the gene NUDT5, whose product is annotated as nudix hydrolase 5. Gene Ontology annotation, molecular function: ADP-ribose diphosphatase activity. The transcript is spliced from 12 exons. The record is from RefSeq and is a predicted model, not a curated record. The coding region runs from base 302 to 961 and encodes 219 amino acids. Gene Ontology annotation, biological process: nucleoside phosphate metabolic process; ribose phosphate metabolic process. Lineage: Eukaryota; Metazoa; Chordata; Mammalia; Carnivora; Felidae. Gene Ontology annotation, cellular component: nucleus.
GGGCCGAGUGCACAUCCUCAUCACCGCGAGGUGAGGCUUUGCCUCCAGCAGUAGCACCGGUGUCUUCUGAGACUGCUGCCUCGGCUUCGUGCUUUCUUCUUUCGUCCCCCUCCCCAAAGGAGUACCCUCCCCUUCACCCCACACCUUGGAAGUUUUUUGUGUCCUGGAAAAAUCAUACAGCUAACACAUCAUAGACCUCCAGUGUUUCAGACCAAACUAAGCGAAAAUGCAUUAUGUGAAUUAAAACAACUCAACACGUGAACUUCUUGCCUGAGCAUUGUAAAGACUGACUGGUUUGAAAAUGGAAAACCAAGAACCCGCGGAUCCUUCUCAAAAUACCAAACAGUCUAUUAUUUCAGAGGAGUUAAUUUCAGAAGGAAAAUGGGUCAAGCUUGAAAAAACAACGUACAUGGAUCCUACUGGUAAAAUAAGAACGUGGGAAACGGUGAAACGUACGACCAGGAAGGGGCAGUCGGCCGAUGGUGUGGCGGUCAUCCCAGUGCUGCAGCGGACACUUCAUUACGAGUGCAUCGUUCUGGUGAAGCAGUUCCGACCGCCCAUGGGAGGCUACUGCCUAGAAUUCCCUGCAGGUCUCAUCGAUGAUAACGAAAGCCCGGAAGCAGCAGCUCUUCGGGAACUUGAGGAAGAAACUGGCUACAAAGGUGAUGUGGCAGAGUGCUCUCCAGCUGUAUGUAUGGAUCCGGGCUUGACAAACUGUACCACACACAUCGUGACGGUAACUAUCAACGGAGAUGAUGCUGAAAACGUGAGGCCUAAGCCAAAGCCAGGAGAUGGAGAAUUUGUUGAAGUAAUUUCCUUACCAAAGAAUGACCUGCUGAAGAGACUUGAUGCUCUGGUAGCUGAAGAACAUGUGACAGUGGACGCCAGGGUCUAUUCCUAUGCUCUGGCACUGAAACAUGCAAACACGAAGCCGUUUGAAGUGCCUUUCCUGAAGUUUUAAGGCCAAAGGACAGUAGCCAUGUUUUUACAAACAAGACCACCCACCAGGCCUCCUUCACUAAGACUUUGUUAUUCAGCUUAGCCUAAUGUAGAUUUGAAAUUAGUUUUUUCAUUAAAUAAAAGCAACACAGAAUACAUGUGGUGAUAUCGAAUUGUAAUUACAGGGAGGCUGUAGCCUUCAUAUUUAAAUGCUAAACUCCAGCAAAUAUUAAUGAAAAAGAACAUAAAUGCAGAUAUGUUUAAUCCAGUGUGUUUUAAUCCAGUCUAGUCCAGGAGAUAAGGGUAUUUCUAGAGGAAAAAAGACCUGAAUUCCAAAUUAGGUCAACCGCACCCACCCUCAGCCCCCAUAUAAACUUCUGUAAUGAGGUAUGCAAAUAACUAUUUACCGUAUUACUGUUGAAACAAAGAUUUUUUAUAAACAGAUUUUUUUUUAAAAAGAAAGACCUAUGUAGGGACUUUUUUGGUCUCCUAAUUGCUGUAUGGAAUUAAUAUACAUCCCUGCAAAGCAGAGAAUGUACAAUCAACAGAGAGUAACAUUCGUGACGAGCAAAUGUUUACAUUUGGCCAGUCCUGCCUACCUAUCGAGGGUAAACCAGCUCGUAGGUAAUGAAAAGUGGCUGAUUCCAUUCAUUGUAACAAGGUUAAGAAGCCACUGAAAAUACAGGGCCCUUCCAUCAAGCAAGUACAUAUAUUUUGGAAUCUCUUUUCCUACCCUUACCUCAGAAACCAAGUCCAUUUACAUGGCUGGUGGGCAUUAUGGUCUUGGUGUUAAAUCAUGAGUGUAGCCAGCAAGGUCACCAAAUACCAGAAACCCAAUACAACUACCUUAAAGGGGAGAAUGGGGGACUGUUUCCAGCUCAUUCCAUGCCUAAAGCCCGUCAUUCAAAACAUCUACCAGUGUUGUGGGCCGUUUUCUCGUCCUUUGGCUGAGUUCCCCUCUUAUAGUGACUUCCACAAGUCUCCAGAAGCUCAGGUUAGCCUCCAGCCAAAGUCUCACGGUGAUGCUCCCUGGCCAGCCCCAAGUUGGGUUUCCAGCCCUGGGCUCAGGCCCCUCCAGUCAGAUAAAACCAGGGUAUUCAUGCCAAAAAUGGCAUGAUGUAGUUCACUUGUCUACAGGUCCGCUGUGCUACCCAGAGAGGUUUUUGUGAGCAAAAAAACACAAAUCUUUCUAUUAUACUUCCUAAACAAAAGGGGAAGAUAUGGAAGUGGAGAACUGUCUAGAUCAAAUCUACUCUCUAUAAAUAUUGCAAAAAUUAGGCCCCAACUACUUGCUCUAAUAGUAGCCUUCCCCUGGGCCCCUAACCCUUUUUUAAAAAAUCAUUAUGGGCAUCAUGAUGCUCCAGAGAUCUUACUCUCUUCCUGAGCUCUCAAAGACCAAGUUCUAUAAUUUCCCUUGUUACUGUUCUCCUUCAAAAUCAAGAACCAGAUGGUGUAGAAAAUCUACAGACUCAGGCUUAGAGCAGUCUCCAAAUGGACCAGCUCUUCCAAAGCCAUUCCCCACAGGAAUUGAGGAACCUACUCUUAAGUGUGGGUAGAAGAGAGAUGUUUGUAACCCCCACCCGUUCUGCCACCUUCUCUUCCUAGGAGUGCACAUUAGAAGUGACAGCUAAAUCCUAGAACCUACCCCUAAUGCCAUUUAUAUUAGCCUUUAAACAUCCAGGGCUGUACUUUGGAAGUCAAGUCAGUUUGAGAGUUGGCAGCCUGGAGGUCUCCACUGACUGGCAUGGUUAAUUUAUGAGCAUUUAAAAGGUGAAGGUUUCCUAUAAAAAGCCCUGUUUCCACCUUCUCUUGAAAAAAAAAAAAAAUCCUAUAUAACAACAUUGGAUCCACAUUUCUAUUCUAACGAUGGUCUGAGCCCCUUAGGAGAUGACCCUUGUUCCUAUCCUGCCAGCCUUUAUUUUAUCUGCCUUGCCCCUGUAAUUGUUUGGUUUUGUGAUGCUAGGCUAAAAAAGAUAUACUUCCUGCACUUACUAAAUAAACAACGAGAAAAUCUUCUGAAAA